Mixia osmundae IAM 14324 is the source of this 501-nucleotide messenger RNA. RefSeq lists its product as uncharacterized. The record is from RefSeq and is a predicted model, not a curated record. Bases 1 to 501 code for a protein of 166 amino acids. NCBI's taxonomy places the organism in Eukaryota, Fungi, Basidiomycota, Mixiomycetes, Mixiales, Mixiaceae. The transcript has 3 exons.
AUGAUUGUUCCUACUGCCCUCAUCUUCUCGCUCGCCUCGCUCAUCUCGGCGGCGCGCAUCGAUACCAAACCGAUCGAAGCUCGUGAUGCCAACAGACUCGUGCGUCGUCAUACCGGUCCUUACACUUGGUGCGGCAUCCAAAUCGCAUACAAUACUGAUGUAACUCUUGCGCUGCAAUGGCCCCUCAGAUGGGACAAGGACAAGCAUAGCUACGAGAUCAUUAAUGAGGGUGCUGUCACCUGGAGUCAUUACGAUCCCCCUGGCCUCAAGAACGGCCACAUUGUCAAUGCCAACCUGGAAAUUGCUGGCGAGCUCGAGACGAAGAAUACCUUUGACAUCUACCUCCAACUCGUCGUCGCACCUGAUGGUGACAUCCAGGGCGUCGGCCUUGUUCGAGCCAGCUACAACGGAGUGAGAUCGCCCCAGCUGCACCCUGGCUACGGCUUCCAGUGCAGUGAUGACCCCACCCAGACAAACAAAGUCACGAUUCCUUCGUACUAG